AUGUCACGAUACUCGUACCUUGCCCUUCUGUUGGUACUACUGUCCCAUCACCAUGAUGGUUUAUGCCAAGCGUUCCACCUUACCCCUCAUGUAAAGCAUUGCAAGUUGCAAGCAACCGAGGACAGCUGGUCCAUUGCCGAUGAUUGGGAUUCCUUGUCGUCUUCCUCCCAAGAGAACUCCAAUUUUGACAGUGCGACAAUCUUUAACCAGCACCCAGCCGACCAUGCGGCCAAAGAAUUUGAAGCCCGGGAAGAUAAUGGGGUAAAAGAAGCCUCCGGUGAAGACCCGUGGCUGACUGAUGUGAUUGAAGAAAUUUAUCAUCCCUUGCCCACUGUCCAAGACAACCUGUACGAUACAGGUUUUGAAGAAGAGGACUUUGGCUCCGCUGCAUCAUCGGACGAAGUAAUGGAUCAAGAAAUUGCUAUGUUAGUCCGGUGUAAUGAGCAACCUGGAGAUCUUCUUAUCAAUGAAGGAAGAGCCAUUGCCCCAUUGACGGAAGAAGAAAAGAACGAUCCUUUUCAAUUAGUUCAGUUUUCGGAACAACACAAGUUUCAACCCACUGAGUUCUUGAGACGUACUAUCAGUAACAUGUUCGAUCAACACGCAACACCUGAUGAGCAAGAUGGAGUUCCAUGUAUGGAUCGAAAGGGAAUUGCAAAAUGGAUGACCCAGAGUCUUUCAUCAGACAAGAACGAAGGGGUCGUGAGUGCUCAUGAUAAGCGUGUCGUGAUAAGCCUCUCUCAAUUCUCUCGAUACGGCAGUGGCCGACUAGAAAAGGAAGACUUUCAUAAGCUCUAUCUUUCCGCCAUUCUGGGUGAUGCCUCCAAAGUUGAUGGAGUAGAUUCAUCCAAACGUUAUUUGCAGUUUCGGAAAUCCAACAUUGAUGCCGUCUGGCGAGAUAUUCGCAAUCAUGGCAUAUUAUCUCCCUUGGAACAGGAACGAAAACUACUAACGGAACAACUCCAGGCGAAAAACCCAAGAAACGCUGCUACUGUAAACGGCGAAUCUGUCAUGGACGAAUGUGAAAUAUUGGAUUUCAACUGGGGAGCGACGAGGAACGAAGAGUCCAAAUGGGAUAAGAGUCACGCAAGAGGAGAUUUUAGUAGUCACGAAGGUGUAGAGUUUGCGAGGGAUAAGAAGACCCCUUUGCGAAUUAAGGAUGGAGAGUUUGUCUUUAUUGAUGAGGAUUCAUGCAUCGGAUGUAUGCAGUGUGCCAACGUUGCACCGGCGUCAUUCAUGAUGCUCGAUACUGGGAGAGCGAGAACCUUUAAUCAACGAAGCUCCCCUGAAGUGGACCAAGCAGUAGCAAGUUGUCCCGUAGACUGUAUGCACUCAGUCACGUUUCGAGAACUGAAGGAAUUCGAGGAUGUGCGAGAUAACGGAGAUGGCCGUACCGACCACAAGUAUUUGGGCCGGAAACUAACACCACUUCAUGUUGUGGAGAGUGACCACAAUCGUCGGUCAUCUUGGUAUCAUACACUGAAGCACAAGUGUUUGGUUUCCUCCGAGUGCCCACAGAAAGGAUGCUAUGAUUGUCCAAAGUUCUCCAAAGGCGAAAACCCUUUCUUUCAGAAAAACUGCAAGGACGCCCAACAUACCAGAGCACUACACUUUAUGGAAAAUGGCGAUGCAGAUACAUGGCGAAACACUGCAGAUUUAUAA
Messenger RNA from Cylindrotheca closterium, 1662 nucleotides. The record is from the annotation of a GenBank genome assembly. NCBI's taxonomy places the organism in Eukaryota, Bacillariophyta, Bacillariophyceae, Bacillariales, Bacillariaceae.